Paramecium sonneborni is the source of this 243-nucleotide messenger RNA. The record is from the annotation of a GenBank genome assembly. Lineage: Eukaryota; Ciliophora; Oligohymenophorea; Peniculida; Parameciidae.
AUGAUAUAUAUUAGGGAUAUCAAAAGGAAUCUAUAAAUUAUUUAAUAAUAGAUUUAAGAGGUUGCAAUUAAUUAUUGUUAAAGAGUUAUCAAUUAUCAAGAUGCGAGUUUAAUAGAAAAAAAGAAAUCAUAAGAAAAGAUAAAGGUUUAACAUGAAAUAAAGUUUAAGCAAAGAAAUGCAGUAAUGUUAGGAAGCAUCAGGAAAAUAAGUAAAAUUGGUUUAAUUAUAUUAAAUGUUUAUUGA